CUUGCAUUUUUUUACCAUAAAAAACUGUGAACUCUCGCAAUAAUCCUCGCUCGAUUCAUGUUUUUUUUGUGACGUCUCUAGUAUCAGGAGGAGCUACUUCUUUACUCUGUGUAUGACUUUGAUACAGAACGGAAGGCGGAAAGAAUUCAAUCAUUGACAGACUCCAAAAAUUCAAAAAUCACAACAUAGGUGUAGUUAUACGAAAAAAUAAACAGUGAUCGCCUAUUUUUUGUUCGACGACUUGUGUCGAAUUUAAACUGCUUGGAUAUUGGGUCAACACAAUAUUUGGUAGUAUUACCUGAGUCUUGUGAACAUCAUCAUCAUGACGGCGGUGAUGCCAGCCAACACGCAGUCGCCCCUGCGGGUUUUGCACGUUGCGGGAAGCGGCUGUGAUGACUUUUACUUCAAGGUAUAAAAUUCAGCUGGUGCAAAAAAUAUCAUCAUCUCUUUUUCAUCCAUGAUUGAAGAACAAUGAAAAUCCUUACGCUCCCAUACACCAGCUUACAGCAAAGAGAAAAUCACAGUCAUUUGUCACUCUUCCAAAAAUUUUUUCUUCUCAGGUUUCCUUGUUGUACUCCAAGGCAGCUUGGGUGUUCCCGAAGGAACAGGUGACCGCGUACUACGCGAUCGGGUGCCCCGACGGGUCCUGGUUUCUCUUCGAGAAUGACGUUUCCAACAUCGAGGUGGAGGAUUUCGCCUGCUACCUGAAGGAGCACAACCAAACACAGCACGACAAGCGUUUGUCCAAGACGGACACCCGCGCCAAGUCGCGGAGCAGUAGCGUGAUCUCGACCACCGGCUAUUAUAAUGAAAAAUGCCCCCACCCCGGAAUCUGCAGAAGUUUCUCAUGCAAAGUUUCCAAAUGAAUGCUUUAGCUUUUUGCCUUGCAUGAAAGGACUACGAGCCUUUCUGAUGCAUAAUCUAGGUGCGUUAGGUGUCUUUUGCAUAAGAGAUCCGACUGCGGUUGGGCUCCUUCGCAACACAAAUCUGAGCGAUUCAGCAUGGAAAAUUUGUGAUGCCGAUAUAUGCAAGACGGGAAAUGUUUCUAUUGGAAAGGUUUGCAAUACAAAUGCUGCCAAGUUCUGGAGUGGGGGCAUUUUUCAUUGCAAUACCGGCAGCGAAGCGUGCAGCACCACUUGUACAUCUAGCCCGAGCGUGGUUUCGUCCGACUUAACCCCGCACCAACAAGAACAAGCGAAGAACGUUUUAAUCCAGAAAAAAGCGAACACGAAGGAUUUGCUGAAGACGAAGAAGAACCUGAUCCUCGCGGUCGGGUCGCUCGGGGAGUUACUCGCGUUUCUCUCUACCGCCAAGCAGACCCAGAAUUUAGAUGUCGUCGUCCCGCACAUGUUUGACUUUCCCGGCAUGACCAGUUACCGCGCGCUGUUUGAGGAUAUGCUCGGGAUCUCCGUCUGCGGGCCGGACAACGUGCACAACGUGGUCGCGCAGGACAAGGCGUUGACGCGGUCCGUUUUGCAGGAGGUUCCGGGCGUGAAGAUCCCGAAGGGGCAGACGUUACGGAUCGUGGAAAACACGAAUGUUGAGAUGAAAAACCUCUCCCCGGUGGAGCAAGCCGUGAAACAGCAGCUCCACAUGCAGCCCCCGUUCGUCGUGAAGCCGGCGCGGGAGGACAACAGCCGGGGUGUCGGGCUGGUGAAGAAAAAUGACUCGUACGAAGCGAUGCUGGCGAAAAUCGAGAUCGCCUUCUCCUACGGCGACACGGUGGUGGUCGAAGAGUUCAUCCCCGGGCGCGAGAUGCGGGUCGGGGUGAUCCAGGAGAUGGCCAAGAACGACUUGAACGAGGACGAAAUCGUGACCAAGCCCAUCCCGGGGAUGGUCGAGUAUUUCAUGAUGAACCCCGACAUGCCGAUCCGAACGGAGACGGACAAACUCACCUCGACGGACAGCAACAAUAACGAUAAUGAGGAGAAAGAAAAAAAGCCGUCGACAAACAACUUUGUCCAGACGAAAUGCGCGCGGACCUUCACUCCCGAAGUCUCCCCCGAGUUGCGCGCGAAUUUGGAAAGGCAAACGGCCCUGGCCUUCCAGGCCCUGGCCGGCCGCGACUACGGGUUGUUUGACUACCGUGUGCAUGAAGAAACCGGGGAGGCGUACAUCAUUGAGUGCUGCUCGUUCUGGAGCUUCUCGCCGAUCUCCGCGAUUUCUCUCCUGUUGGAAAACUCCUACGGGCCGAACAGUUUUCAGCAGGCCGUCAUGAAUGUGUGGCAGCUGUGCGCGAUCAGAACGCAGGAGAUGCGGAAAAACGACUUGGAGGUCGAGGAAGUCUUCGAGGCCCAGAAGGAGCGGUCGAAAAACAGCUCCUCUGAGAUUGACGAGGAAAUGGAGGUCGAGCAGAUGCUGUUGAGCCCGGAUAAUUCUGGUUCGGGUUCGACUGAGUUGAGCUCAAACUGCUUGCGGGCCCGCUUCACGCCGCUAGUUGCCGACGAUGAGAACGAUUGCGUCUUCAAAACGAGCACCAGUGGAAACCUGCACGACCAUUCUCCCGUGAUCCGCUUCAAUAUCAACAAGAAGCUGGAGCUGCCGGAGCUGCCCUGCGACAUCACGAGCCGCGAGAACACGCGGACGGGUGACGUGCAGCAGCUCGCCAACACGAUUGCGGCCGUGAAUUUCGGUGCGAAUUUCUUGAGGAGUGUGUGCACCGAGGAGGUAGUACUGGACCGGCUGCGGUGCUUCGUGCACAUCAUGCUGCUGCUGUUCCUCUUGCCGGUAUCCUUUUUGUACGCGGUGUACAAUUAUUGCCUGGUUUCCUUCGACGAAAAUUCCGCGCAACACCUUUCCUUCCGCAAAAUGAAGAAGCUGAUGGCCCGGAGCGUGCGGAACAAGCAGGACGGGGAGAAAAUCACGAUUUUGGUGACCGGGGGGAAGAUGAGCAAAGCGUUGCACCUCGCCCGGUGCCUGAAGCGGGCGGACCCGAAGAAGAUCAGCAUCGUUCUCGUGGAAACGAAGAAGUACUGGGUCUCUGGCGCGCGGUUUAGCAACGUGGUCGACCACUUCGAAUCCGUCGCCGAUCCGGUCCGGGAAGACGCCGAGCAGUACCAACGGGACCUGCUUGCGUUGUGCGUGAAGUACAAUGUGCGGUUCUUUGUGCCCGUCAGCAGCCCGGUGUCUUCGGUGCAUGAUGCGAGAUUCGGGGAGACCUUCCGGCAGUCAACCCACCAAUACAGCUGCAACGCCCAUUUGUGGAACAAUUCCGACAAGAACCACGCGUGCCUGGACCACAAUUCGUGGUCGCAACUGUUGCUGCACCAGAACCAGGCGGUGUGCCUGCGCCCGGAGCUGUGCGAGCAACUGGACAACAAACACACUUUUGCCGAGUUCUGCAACAAAAACAAGCUUCCCGGGAUUCUGCAGUCCUUCAUGGUGAAGUCUGACGACGAGGUCUUGCGGUUAAACGACAAGUUGCUUUUGGAGAAAGAACAGAAUACCAGCAGCAACAAGACCUACGUGCUGAAAAACCUGACCUACGACCCCAUUCACCGCUUGGACUUGUUUCAGCUGCCCUGCAGCGACCAGGAGAUGCUGGAGGACUAUUUGGAGAAGGUCCGCGACGACGGCAACGCGAUUAGUGCCACGGAACCCUGGCAGGUGCAGGAGUUCGUCGCAGACGGUGCCGAGUACUCCGCCGCCUUACUCGUCCGUGGCGGCGAGUGCAAGAUGCUUACGGUUUGUGAAUCUUCCGCAUCGCAGUUGAACUACGCGCAUGUCCACGUACCGGAGAUCGAGGACUGGGUCUACGAGUUCUCAGCGAAACUCGGCGCGGAUUGCUGCGCGCUGAUCUGCAUGGACUUCAUCUUGGCGAAGGCUUCAACUACAUCGGGGAAGAGUAGAACGGUGCAUCCGCUGGAAUGCAACCCGAGGCUGCAUUCCCAGUGCUCCGUGUUCAGUACCUACAAGAUGCAGAAGCAGUUGGGUCAGGCUGUGUUGGGCAUUGUGCCGAAGCAGGCAAAUAGCAGUCCGAAGAAUUCUCCUGUGUGUGGGGGAAAACCGAAGCAGGUGCUGCAGCCCGACGAGCACUGCCGCCAGCUGUUUUUCCUCGCGAACGAGGUGUUGAAGGUGAUUCCGGUUUGUGUGCAGACCAGCAUGGGGCUGCGGUACGGAAACAGCACGUCUCUGACCGACUUCGUGCACCGGAUGUGCACGGAGCAGGACGCGGACUGGGACCCGGCCGAUCCGCUGCCCAUGCUGUUCCGCAACCACUUUCAGCUCCCGCUGUUGCUCUUCUCGACGCUGUUGAGCACGCGAGCGUGGAAGAAGUGCGACUUCUGCAUCGGCAAGGUGGUCGAGACCGGCGGGGAUUAAAAAUGGGAUGUUGGGAAUCUUUUGUAAAAAAAAUGCGAAUUUGAAAUUUGGUACCACAUGCAAAUGAGAAUGGAUGUUGAACCUGCAACUGCAAUUUACAGAAUUUGACUAACAUAUGCAAGAAGAGCAACCACAGAGAUAGUUAUCCCCUGCUGCUGCCCAACAGCGUGUAGUUAUAUCACCUGCGUCAAUUGAUUGUAAAAGCUACACCGUCCUCGUUGAACCUGAACAUGUGCAUCAAACUUCUUACACAGUGUGAAGUAAAAAUAGCUCCUCCAUUUGAUAAGCAUGCUGCGCUUGUUUCAAUGAAUUUUUCUGGUCGAAAACACAAAACGGAAAACUAGUGUGAAGUGGAAAAAAGCAAAGUCGUAGUUACAAGUCCGCAGCGAGAAGAAAUCUUUAUUGAAUUUGUUCCCUACUUUGCGCAUAUAAGUACGAUUUACCGUUUCCCGAGAAGUACUCCCUUUCUUUACAACUUUACGAUUUUGUAUGUGCAAGACUACAGCUCUUGUUGUGCUAUUUUCGGUAGUAGUUUAACUUUGACACAAAAAGCAUUUGGAACUAAAUACCCUACGGAUAUGUUUGAGUCGAACGAUCUGCGAAAGGAGGACUACAAUUAUCGACACGCUACUACGACCAUAUAAUCAAAAGCAGGGAGGUUGCGAGAACUGAUCGGUAUGCGCAUCUUUUCUGCAUCUACUCUUUGCAUGGUUAUACUGGCUGCCAGUACUUUUUGGGUUGUUUGACAAACGAAAUAAACACCCUCCAGAACCUCGGCAUUACUCCUUAGGAAGUCCAACACUCACUGGUUACUAGUAGAGGGUUGCACGGUCCGAUCUAUGUGAACUGUAUCAAAAAAAGUAUGUGGAGACAAUCAUGUUUGUGCUCUUUCCAAUAUCGAAUACUCACCGUUUUUGUGUCUUAAACCUGCCAAUUUCUUUUUCUCGUUUCACAGUACUCUUAUUCAGUCGUAGUUCUUUAUCCGAGAGCCAAGUACCAACUAGAAGGUUGCAAAUAUUGAUGAAGGCGAGAAAAAUACACUGCAGCAGCAGAGCAAGAAAUUAAGACAACAAGAAAGACUGCUGUACGAUGAAGAGUAUCUCUGUAGCUGGGCUUGCAUUUUAUCGUUUACUGUUUCUGCAUUACACUCCACCAAGUACUAAAAACGAAGUAGCCCCUUUUUUCCCAGCAGAUCGUGAGUCCGUUUCGCAGUGUGCAGCGUAUCUUUGACGGGACGGGGUCUACCGAAUCUGCUGGAAUAAAUAUCAAUCUGAGCUGUGUUUUCGCCGUCAUAGCAGGAAAUUUCUAAUAUUGGGAUCGCGAUGAAAUGAAACGCUACGAAGAGAAUCUAGAUGAAAAAAACGAAACUUCAAGUAGUGGUUCUAGAUGCAAGAAAGAGUAAAAAGCUAACUCAUGCCUGUCUGUCUUCUCGCUGAGCCCUCUUCCCUUGGCGGUUGAUGGAAAAUCGAGAGAAUAGCUUGGUAUGACAGUUGGCCAUUUGCACCCUGGGAAUCAAAUGGUUAAUCGAGA
Amoebophrya sp. A120 is the source of this 5850-nucleotide messenger RNA. Lineage: Eukaryota; Dinophyceae; Syndiniales; Amoebophryaceae. The record is from the annotation of a GenBank genome assembly.